This is a messenger RNA of Prunus avium (sweet cherry), 873 nucleotides long. RefSeq names its product fasciclin-like arabinogalactan protein 6. NCBI's taxonomy places the organism in Eukaryota, Viridiplantae, Streptophyta, Magnoliopsida, Rosales, Rosaceae. Gene Ontology annotation, cellular component: plasma membrane. Gene Ontology annotation, biological process: plant-type secondary cell wall biogenesis. The record is from RefSeq and is a predicted model, not a curated record.
AUGAUGAAGCAGCAGAAUCAGCCUCUUUUCUCACUCACACUGCUACUGAUCUUCUUCUCCCAUUGCACCAAAAUCUUAUCCCAAGCUCCUUCUGCUUCCCCUGCUGCUGCCCCAGCUACCCCAGGUGCCCCAACAAGUACAGGGCCAGUGGUGCCAGCACCACCAGCUGAUGCCCCUGCACCUUCUGGCCCAACCAAUAUCACCAAAAUCCUUGAGAGAGCAGGUGGCUACAAAGUCUUUAUCCGCCUUUUAAAAAGCACCCAAGUUGACAACCAGCUCUACCGCCAACUCAACAACUCAAAUAGCCAACUCACCGUUUUCGCCCCAACUGACGGUGCCUUCUCAAAUCUCGGCACAGGCUCACUCAACUCUUUGAGUGAUGAGCAAAAAGGGCAGCUCGUACAAUUCCAUCUGAUCCCAGAUUUUCUCACAAUCCAAAACUUCCAAACUAUCAGCAAUCCAGUGAGAACCCAAGCUGGAUCUGGAUUGGAGUAUCCACUAAACAUUACCACAGCAGGCAAUUCAGUCAACAUUUCCACUGGCCUUGUGAACACCUCCAUUUCAGGCACUGUCUACUCUGAUAAUCAAAUUGCUAUUUACCAAGUUGACAGUGUGCUCCAGCCUUAUGGUGUUUUUGCUCCCAAGCGUCAACUACCGUCACUGGCUCCAGCUCCAGCUCCAGCUCCAGCAUCUGUACACAGGAAGCCUAAGUUGAAUUCUUCAUCAUCUGAUUCUGAUGACAGUGACACUAGUACUACUCCUCCUGUUGCUGAAGUGAAGUCUGGAGCUGUGCCUACCAUGCUCCCCAAAUUUAACGGCAUUGUCUCGAUUGCAGUUGCUGUGGUUGCUGCAGCAGCAUUAAGCUUUUCUUGA